CAUAAUGUGGUUGACACAUCAUGAGCACUUUUUGUGGUGUCAAUAUAGACGGUUCAGGAGGUCUAACGCGACACGAGUUGGAAUUGUAAGCUCCAAACAGAGACAUACAGACAGACUGACUGCUUUGGUUUCAGCUUGGUUCUGAAACCAAACUGGUGUUCAUCAAAAAGGUUUGACAGGAUGUUCUCAAAGCAAACUCCUAAAAUAAUGUGGUGAAAUUCUCUUAUAGCCCUAGAAGAACAAACAAUGAAUGAUACCAUCAUUUCAGGCCAGCAGCUGAAACCACUUGUCUUCAUCCUCACGGGGGCCCUCUCCUUCAUCGUCCUGGUGUUCACAGUGCUGGGAGUCGUGUUUUUCAGAAAAUAUCGUUCUUUGGUCCUCACUAUUCGAGAGCUGAGGGGGACCAGGUUGUUGAUGAAUGCAGUACCUCGGCCAGGAACUAUCAUUGUGCCAGCAGCCGUGAGGGAGGAAGAUCUGCUUAUCUCUCAGAUCUCCCAACAGCAGUGCAGGACACUCAGGCUCUCCUCUCGGAGGCUGUGGAGAAGCCUGCGGCAGGGCCCACGUGUUACCAAGUCAGACUUGAACCUGCUGCAGCUCAUCAAAGCAGGAAAGGAGGGUGUGUUUUACCAAGCUAGGAUGACCAGGGGGACAUGUAAAGGCCACAGCAUGUUCACCUGCAAGAUCAGCAAGGAAGGUGUCCGUCCUAAGCAUGUGGAAAUGGAGGUUUCCAUCAUGAAGAAACUGGUGCACCACAAGAACAUUCUCCAGUUACUGGACUGGAACACCGCUGAGGAGCCUUACAUUCUGAUUAUGGAGUAUGUGGGCUACGGCACUCUGAGGAGCUUCCUGCAGACCAACAGAGUUAACCUGAGUGCAGACCCUGAGCUGCAGAGCCUCCUCACCAUCGCCUCCUACCACAUCGCCCUGGCCCUGCAGCACCUGCGCUCCAAAAUGAUUGUGCACUGUGACCUGGCUCUGAGGAACAUCAUGGUCAGUAAGUUUCCUUGGGAGGUCAAGGUGGCGGAGUUCGGACUGGCACGAGAUUUAACACGCAUGACGAGCCGCCGCAGCAGUCGCUGGAGAAACCCACGGCAGCGUGUGCCGCUGCGAUGGUACCCACCUGAGUACUUCAAGAACAACUAUUACAACUUCAAAGGAGACGUGUGGGCAUUCGGCAUUGUGCUGUGGGAGAUGCAGACAUUUGGAACACUGCCAUACCCAAACCUUGAGACGUCAGAAGCGGUCAUGUAUCACAUCUGUAUUGGUCAUAAGAACACAAACCCUGUAGGCUGCAGACCAGAGAUACUUCAUAUCAUGAGAGACUGUUGGCUGGAGCCGUACACUCUGAGACCCUCAUUCACAGACAUCGUCCGCAUGCUGGAGAACAUCAUGGAAAAUGAUGCGGAUUAUGUGGAUGUUUCAAGUCCACAGUUUUUGGUGAAAGAUGGGGCUGAAUAUCACGAAGGCAGUCUACAGGAAGCCAGCGUCAGCUUGGAAGAUGCAAUUGCUGUAUGAGGGAGUCUGUGGCUCAGUGUGCUAGAGCGUUGAUCUUGAGAUCGGGGGAUCAGAAGUUCAAUCCCCACUGCAGGCUGCAUGUUGUUGUGUCUCUGGGCAAGAAACUUCACACCCAGUUGCUCUUGUGGGGAUUGUCCACGGUAUUGACUGUAGGUCAGUCGCCUUGGUUAAAAGCGUCUAACAUGUAAUGUAAGCAUCAGGAAGUUGUUUUCUGAACAAUUUGAUGUAUUUGAAAAAAAUCUCAUUUGUUUUGUUAGCUUUGUCAAGGCUGCAUUGAUCACAGAAACAAAUCAACAGAGAGCAUGGUAAAAACGAUGUACUUAAGAACCUUAAAUAUAUUUCAUGUUGUAUUUUCAAUUAUAACUUUCUUUCUAUUUAUUUUUGUAUCCAUCCUGUUGAUAACUCAUUUAAAAUGUUGAUUUUC
Eleginops maclovinus (Patagonian blennie) is the source of this 1939-nucleotide messenger RNA. Its product is annotated as fibroblast growth factor receptor homolog 1. Gene Ontology annotation, biological process: cell surface receptor protein tyrosine kinase signaling pathway; multicellular organism development; protein phosphorylation. NCBI's taxonomy places the organism in Eukaryota, Metazoa, Chordata, Actinopteri, Perciformes, Eleginopidae. Gene Ontology annotation, molecular function: growth factor binding; ATP binding; transmembrane receptor protein tyrosine kinase activity. Gene Ontology annotation, cellular component: signaling receptor complex; plasma membrane. The coding region runs from base 247 to 1515 and encodes 422 amino acids. The transcript is spliced from 13 exons. The record is from RefSeq and is a predicted model, not a curated record.